This is a messenger RNA of Symbiodinium natans, 408 nucleotides long. NCBI's taxonomy places the organism in Eukaryota, Dinophyceae, Suessiales, Symbiodiniaceae. The record is from the annotation of a GenBank genome assembly.
AUGGAGAUUGUGCUGCUGUCCUGGGCAGGCGGAUGCGAGUUGCGAGAGCUUGAACACCGGGCUCUCCAGCUUGAAACGCCGCCAUUCAAUGACAGUUUCGGUGGCUCUUCGCCAUUGUUGCUGACUCUGCUCGAGUUCCUUCCCUUUGGAUAUUCGGAGCUUCACUCCACGAUUCUUGGCACUGCGUGGGUCUCUGGCCAUUAUGGAUCUGAGCGGCUUUGGGUUUGCAGGAGGCCAGAUUGCGCGGCGCCCUUUGUGGCCAUCGCGGCAGAAGCAGUGCACAAUUGUCUGUGCAACAAGCCAGACGAAGAUCCACAACAACUUGGAGAGAAAUUCUUGCGGAAGCAUUUUGCUGGCGAUGUAACACUCGACCAGAUGUUCCGCUGCACUGUCACAGCUCGAGCCUGA